ACGAGGUCAUGCCUUUGGUAAAGAGGAACAUUGAGCCUCGCCACCUGUGCCACAGUGCAGUGCCUGAUGGGAUUGGCAACGAGCUUGAAUGUGUGACCAAUAACACGCUGUCCACCAUCAUCCGUCAGCUCAGUAGUCUGAGUACACAUGCAGAAAAUGUUUUCGGGGAGCUUUUUAACGAGGCUAACACCUUUUAUGGGCGUGCCAACUCCCUGCAGGACCGUAUCGACCGCUUGGCCGUCAAGGUCACCCAGCUGGACUCCAGCGUGGAGGAAGUCUCGCUUCAGGACAUAAACAUGAGGAAGGCAUUCAAAAGCUCCACUGUUCACGACCAGCAGGUUUUGUCAAAGGGCAGCACGCCCAGCUCGGUGGCUGAGAUGCACAACCGCAGCGACAGGCCUCCUCCCCUCGAUGCCCUCACUGCCUACAGGGAGGAUUCUACAAAUGCGAUGAACUUCUACUCCGACCCAUCGUACUUCUUUGAACUGUGGAAGGAGAAAAUGCUCCAGGACACCGCGGAGAAGCGGAAAGAAAGGCGGAGGCAAAGGGAGCAGAAGCGAUGUGUGGAGAGCAGCACCCUUCAGCGCGAGGUGAAGAAGGUGAGAAAGGCGAGAAACCGCAGACACGAGUGGAACAUGAUGGCCUUCGAUAAAGAGCUUCGUCCAGAUCACCGCCAUCCACAAACCCUGCGCCGAGGGGCUUCGUCUGAGGGCUCGCUCUCACCUGAUGGCAGGCCUGACCUCCCAGACUACCCCAUCCCUCCUGUGCCUGCCCACGCUGCUUGUAAUUAUGCCAAGUCACAUAAUAAGCCAUCCUCGUCACCACCUGUGGAGCAUGAAUACCACAGCAUUGAUGUCAACUACAAGAGAGUGACCUACGACACUGCAGAGCCCCUCACUCUGAACGGCUCAUCACAUCCACCUGCAGACUUCCACUCGCAUCCUCCACCUCCUACCUCAGGCCCACCCAUCCCCUCAGCACAGACAGCCUUUGGUUUCCCUCCGGUUGCACUUUCACCAACACCACAUAAUGGAGUUUCACAUAUAGGCCCAGGCUACCCGCUCCCACCUGUACCUCCUCCAGGAAUACACAUGAUGCCUCCUCCUCCGGGUCCUCCUCCUCUCCCUCCCCCAGCUGCACCCUCACACCUUGCAGGAUGCAGCGAAGGAGGAAGAGGGGAGACAAAACCCGUGAGAGAUGCGAGGAGCGACUUGUUGUCCGCCAUUCGUAUAGGCAUCCAGCUGAAGAAAGUCCAAGAGCAGCAGGAGCAGCAGAACAAGCGCGAGCCGGUGGGGAACGACGUGGCCACCAUCCUAUCCCGUCGCAUUGCGGUGGAGUACAGUGACUCAGAAGAGGACUCGGAGCUGGAUGAAAACGACUGGUCAGACUGACCAGACAAAAAAGCACAGCAUCUGAUUCAAAAUUGACUUCAGUGGAUUUUCAGUGCAUAUAAAGCAAAAUCACUCUCUUUGGCUCCACCUGGUGUGCUGUACAUACAAAUCCACUGUGGGCAGAGUAUCCAUAACCUCCUCCUUAAUGAUUCAAACUGCAAUCGAUGCAGUGUAAGCUUCAAGUUUUCUA
Labrus bergylta (ballan wrasse) is the source of this 1581-nucleotide messenger RNA. Its product is annotated as actin-binding protein WASF3-like. Lineage: Eukaryota; Metazoa; Chordata; Actinopteri; Labriformes; Labridae. The record is from RefSeq and is a predicted model, not a curated record. Gene Ontology annotation, molecular function: protein kinase A regulatory subunit binding; actin binding; Arp2/3 complex binding. Gene Ontology annotation, biological process: actin cytoskeleton organization; positive regulation of Arp2/3 complex-mediated actin nucleation. Gene Ontology annotation, cellular component: cytoskeleton; lamellipodium; SCAR complex.